CUCCAAUAGGUCGGAGGAUUGAGGUAUGAUUGCCCAGGUUUCGAUUCACGAACGAACAUAUCCUUGGGAGCGGGGGGCUGAGACCCAUCCAGCUGGACGAUAAAUAAACAACAUUGAUCUUCUCCCCUCUCCCCGCACUCUCUCGACAGUAUAUAAGAAGCCGGAAGUUUCGAUUCCUGCAAAAUCGAUCCUUGGUUACCGAUUCCACGACAUCUCUUACGAGCAUGAUGAACUUCACGUCACUUCUCCUCCUCGUUGGGCUUCCUGCCCUCGCCAUGGCCCACGAGCUCGACAUGAGCAACCGCUGGGCCUCCGGCGAAGUAAUGGACACGAUCAUGGCGGCGAAGCAGAGGACCUGGGCCGACUACAGGGCGCAGGGCUAUUUUGCGGAGGGGAAAUGGAAGAGUUCGAAUAAGUUCUCGCCGUGCAUAUCGUCGGGCAAUGCGACUGCCGGAGGGAAGGCAACUGUUGCUGGCAUUGAGUAUGGCUGCAAGAACCUGGAUGUUACAGGGUACCUUAGCCACCAGGACUUGGGGAGCACUUUCAACAACACCGUCGGCAGCUCCAUCUGGGGUAUAACCAUUGAAGGCCGAGAGUUCGUAGCGAUCGGACAGAGCGACGGCGCGGCAUUCGCAGAAGUCGUUGGAAAGGGCUGGUGGAACAAGCAUGGCAAGGAGGCGGGUACGCUCGACUACAUUGGACGGCUACCCGCCGGCAGUCUCCCGUCAACCUGGAGGGAAAUCAAGAGCUACAAGCACUAUGCAGUUAUCGGGUCGGAAGCCGUUGGCCACGGAAUUCAGAUCUUCGACAUGAGGAAGCUCCUCGCUCUCAGGAAAGACCGACUAUCGAGGGCCACAAGGACCUUCAGCAUUGCGACCGAUGUGUCGGUGUUCACCGGUCUGCCCGUGGGAAGGUCGCAUAAUGUGGUUAUUGCGGAGGACAGCCAGCACAUCAUUGCAGUUGGUGCGCAGCCGCGGAACUCUACGUGCCUUUCGGGAUUGAUCUUCAUCGAUGUGUCGGACAUCAACAAUCCGAAGCAAUCGGGCUGCAACGAUCAGGAUGGAUACGUUCAUGAUGCGCAAUGCCUCAUCUACCAUGGCCCGGACAAGAAAUACGAAGGUAGAGAGAUCUGCUACGGAUACAACGAGAACUCCCUCGCCAUCUACGACAUCACAGACAAGGCGAGAUCCACCUUGAUCAGCAACACCACUUAUCCCGGAGCAUCAUAUACGCACCAGGGCUGGGUCCUCGACACCGCCAACCAGGAGUACCUCCUGCUGGACGACGAACAAGACGAGACCGAGAUGGCGGGCGCAGCGGCUGACCAAAAGGCCACAACCUACAUCUGGAACAUCAUGUCCCUCGAGCGGCCAUUCCAGACCGGCAUCUACAAGAGCACGGUGACCAGUAUCGACCACAACCAGUAUAUCGCCAAGGGGUUCACGUACCAGAGCAACUACGCCGCUGGUCUGCGAAUUCUCGACAUCUCCUCAAUCCCCCGAGAUCCCACCGGCGCCGGAAUCGAGGAAGUAGCAUACUUUGACGUUUUCCCCGAGGAUGAUGCGGUCGGAGUAGCUGAAUACAUGGGCACGUGGGCAAACACCGGUGGGUGGUUCAAGAGCGGAUACGUCGUCGUCAAUACGAUGGAUCGGGGCACGUUUGUCGUCCAGAGGAGUAAGAGGGUGCUGGGCGGGUAUAGGGCUGAGUUUUAGAUGGGAUGGGGAGGCGGCGUAUAUACCGUAUAUAAAUACUGAAAUACCCAGAUACUGUAUAGUACAAGGGGGGAGGGGGAAAAAUCUACUGUAGUGCUAUUAGUUGGAGGAUGUCUGUUCAAAUAACCUUUUAGACG
Molecule: messenger RNA, 1849 nt
Organism: Tricharina praecox
Lineage: Eukaryota; Fungi; Ascomycota; Pezizomycetes; Pezizales; Pyronemataceae
Exons: 9
Coding region: 225-1712 (495 amino acids)
Cellular component (GO): extracellular region
Source: RefSeq, a predicted model, not a curated record